Molecule: messenger RNA, 703 nt
Organism: Gigantopelta aegis
Lineage: Eukaryota; Metazoa; Mollusca; Gastropoda; Neomphalida; Peltospiridae
Product: EF-hand calcium-binding domain-containing protein 1-like
Exons: 5
Coding region: 40-633 (197 amino acids)
Molecular function (GO): calcium ion binding
Source: RefSeq, a predicted model, not a curated record
CAAGACGUACGUGCAUUCACGAGUAACGUGCAGAACGGGAUGCACAUUAUGUCACGUGACUACCAAAAGGUGUAUAAAUACUCGACGCCAAUUCGACAUUGUCAUACCUGUAGAUGUCAUCUUGUUGCAGAACAUUUUGUGUUUAGAAUAUUCAAAAUGAAGACUAGCUAUUUCUUGGUGUUUCUGGUAGCCUUGACCUUGGUUCCCGAGGACGUGGACGGCUGGUUCUUCCGGUCCGUGCGCAGAAUUCGCAUCAGCCCGUACCACACGCUCGGCUGUAUGGCGGCCUGUAAGUGGGCGAGGAGCUGGGCGUGUAAGGCCUGUAAGAGGAAGAGGGGGCUCGACCAAGAUGCAGCUGAUGAACUGGAUGACGAGGCUUUGGAUGUUAACAAAGUUCUGCAAACCCUUGAUGUGAAUGGAGAUGGCUUCAUCGAACUGAACGAGAUCGCCCAGGUGACCGGUCUGAAAGAGGGCAACCCAGUUCUCGUGAAGAGAUUCCACAAGGCUGAUCUUAACGGUGAUGGCAAACUGGAUAUUCACGAGUUGGAAGCUUUCAAUUUCGAGAACAAAAAGGAAUUUCUGGAAGCCAUAAAGGAUGACGAUGCUGAUGACGCAGAUGACGUCACAUUUUAAUCUGUCAUACGCAGAAUUGUUCGUUCGAUGUAAAUGGGUUAAGGUUUCUUAAAUAAAAAAAUAAAAACUA